AUGACUUGGAAAAUCUUGCCGUUAGUUCUUUUUGCGACAACUUGUCUGGCAGCAUCUCACUCCAAAACAGAUGAUUUGGAGUGUAUGUUCCUUGGUUAUCCCGAAUUAGAAUAUGACGGCUUUGAUAGAACAGAGGUUUUAGUAGAGAAAAACUUUAACAAAACUGUUUUUGCUGAAGAUGCUAAAAGUGUUGUGUUUUUCAAUGAUGUUGAAGAAGAUGAUGAUGAAAAAGAUCAAUAUGAAUGCUUCUUACAGCUCUCUGCUCAAAUUAUGACCAAGAGAGGAUAUAACUUUUACACUGUCAAUACUACUACUCAACAUAACUUGCGCAGACAAGAAGAAGUUGAGAAGGGUGAAGACACAAUCCAUGUGUAUAAAGAUGGAUACAAAAUUGAAUACAAUGGUGUAAGAGAUCCCGAAACCUUUGUCAGCUGGCUUAUGGAUAUCCCCGAUGAUCCAGUUACUAUCAUCAAUGAUGAACAUGAGUUAGAAGAGUUUGAAGAUAUUGCCAACGAGUACGUUCGUAUUGUUGGAUACUUUGAGCCCGGAUCAAUUGCUUUGAAAGAAUUUGAAGAAGCUGCUGAAGAGUUUAUGGGAGAAAUUGAAUUUUUCGCCGUUGUUAAUUCAAAAUGGGCUCGAAAGGUUGGAUUGAAGAGAGUAGGUGAAGUUCAAAUGAUGAGACCAUUCGAAACCGAUCCAUUAUACGCCCCCUUAUCAGCUGAUACUGAGGAAGAAUUUGAAGAAUGGGUUAAUAAGCAUAAGGAGCCAGUAAUGAUGAAACUCACACUCGAGAACUACUUCAAUGUUUUCAGAGAUCCUGAAGAGAACGAGCGCAUGAUUUUGGCUUUCGUAGAUGAAGAGUCUAGAGAAGGAAGAGCUAUGCAUAAGCUAAUGGACAAACUUGCUGAUGAGAACUCUAACCAUGCUGGAACUUUGGAAAUUGUACUUAUUGACCCCGAUGAGUUCCCACUUAUGGUUGAUGUAUGGGAGGAUAUGUUUGGAAUUGAUAUUGAAGAGAGCCCUCAAAUUGGACUUGUUGACAUCUCUGAGAAAGAAGGAAUUUGGUUUGAUCUCUCUCAAAUUAAUCUCGAUGACCCUAAGAAACACGCUGAAAGCAAUUUGGAUGUUCUUCAAACUUGGAUCGAUCAAAUUAUGGACGGAUCUAUUUCCCUUGACGAUGAUGAUGAUGAAGAAGAGCAACCACCUCCACCACCACCAACCAAGAAGGAACGCAAAAACAAAAGAGAAUUGUAA
This is a messenger RNA of Auanema sp. JU1783, 1254 nucleotides long. The record is from the annotation of a GenBank genome assembly. Lineage: Eukaryota; Metazoa; Nematoda; Chromadorea; Rhabditida; Rhabditidae.